Messenger RNA from Peronospora farinosa, 753 nucleotides. NCBI's taxonomy places the organism in Eukaryota, Oomycota, Peronosporomycetes, Peronosporales, Peronosporaceae. The record is from the annotation of a GenBank genome assembly.
AUGAGUACAAUGCAUACACUACAAGUAACGCUCGUCCAGGCGGGAGAUUUACCGAUCAGUGAUUUUGGGUUCUUUGGAAUGGGUGGUAAAAGUGACCCGUACGUUGUCUUUAAAGUCGGACGCGUGAGUCAAAAGAGUUCGGUGAUUCCAAACAGUUUGAACCCACGUUGGGAACCUGCUGAGACGUUUCAAUUUCAAGUCGAUCGACCUAAAGAAAAGUGUCUAGAGGUCCAUAUAAUGGACUAUGAUCGCUUUAUGAAGGACGAUUGCAUUGGCUCGGUGAAUCUUGCACUGGCUCCAUUUCUAGAGAAAAACCAGUCGGAAGUUGUGUCAUAUGAAGUCGAAGUACCACCUGAUUAUGACAAACAGAAUUGCAAGUCGGUGCUGUUUCUUGAGAUUCAAGUGACGCCUAAUGAAGAAGUUGAUCAAGUGCUUGAGCUCUGGGAGAAUCAACGGUACCAUAUUGUUAAGAAAUGGACUGCAGAUACGCACAUUGCUGGCUCAACGGAACGCAAACGCUGGAGUGAUAUCACGGACGCCAAUAUCUCAUCAGAUGCUUUUGAAAAAGUUGCACCGAAGGUACCGAAGCAUCUUGUAGCUGAAGGCUGGACUCUUGAUGUCUCACAAGGAGACGACAAUGGAUGGAUCUAUGCACCGUCAUUUGCUGGACCAUGGCAGAAAGAUCCCUUUACAUUAGCUAUGGUCAGGCGACGCAAGUGGAUUAACAGGUGCACAGCUCCAGGAAACCAGUAA